Molecule: messenger RNA, 1297 nt
Organism: Cyprinodon variegatus (sheepshead minnow)
Lineage: Eukaryota; Metazoa; Chordata; Actinopteri; Cyprinodontiformes; Cyprinodontidae
Product: cell death-inducing p53-target protein 1 homolog
Exons: 5
Coding region: 95-814 (239 amino acids)
Molecular function (GO): zinc ion binding
Source: RefSeq, a predicted model, not a curated record
CAUUUGAGUAAAAAACACUGUCAGAGAAAUAAGACGCUCUGGUUCAUUUGCAUUUUCAUCAUCUUUGGAGGCCUAUAUCAAAUCAAAACACAGGAUGGAAAAAGGUGAAGGACCUCCUCCAGAUAUCAAAGUUUCUCCAGAUAUCACAGUUCCUCCAGAUAUCACAGUUCCUCCAGAUAUCACAGUUUCUCCAGAUAUCACAGUUUCUCCAGAUAUGCCAGCACCACCAUAUCCUGGCCCCCCUUUGGAAGACAACAUGGUCAAUAAAUCACCACCAGUAUACACAGCGGAUUUUCAGCCUCCAACCCAGCCUCCGGCCCAGCAAUAUAACCAGCCAAUAUUUCAGCCUGUUGGUCAGCAGUAUCCCCAAUCCACUGAUCAGCAAUAUUUCCAGCCUGAAGCCCAGCCGUAUCAACCGCCUGUUGACCCAUAUCUUCAGCAGCAAUAUCCUCAGCAGUAUUCUGUACCUGGUAUACAGCAAAAUACUCAGCAAUAUGCACAUGUAAAUGCUCAACAGCCGGUUGUGGUGUGUGUGAAUCCAGGUGUCGGGUCUGCUACGGUGGUGAAAGCAGUGGUUGCGCAACCAAAGCCCACUGAUUCUCCUGGAAAUAUGCUAUGUCCGUAUUGCCAGACCACAGUUGUGACCUCAAUUGAAUACAAACUGGGCCUCCUCACCUGGAUAAUUGUUGGAUCACUAUUUAUCAUAGGAUUCUGGCCCUGCUGUUUAAUCCCCUUCUGUGUGAAUGCUUGCAAGGAUGUGCAGCAUUCCUGUCCACAAUGCAACAAUGUCCUGCACACCCACAAAUUAUUGUGAAGCACAGUGAAACCAGCAGUGACCUGUAUAAAAGUUGACUUUCCAUUAUGGCUACAUUUAUUUUCGUACUAUCUUCUAUCAAAAUUUUACAAUGUUAACUUGUGUUGUAUUAUUCUAAAAGAUGUUUCAUAGUUAAAUGAUUGUACACAAAUCGUAACUCAAGUGUAUUUCUUCCUUCUGUUUAGUUGUUUAUGAUUCAUUGAUUUAACAAUAUACAUGAUGCAUGUAUUUUAUUGUUUCACUGGGGUAAUUUAAUCAGGUAUGGUAGUGGUUUUGUUGGCUAAAGUAAUUUCCUUUUACUAUAUAUAAUAAAACAUCGGAUCAAUGUUUAAAAGCAUUAUGAUUCUAACUGUAUACUAUAUGUAACAUACAAGAGAUAAGAUUAAUAAUAGAUCCUAAUUUUUUAUUUUUUUCUUGUUUUCCUUGGACCCUAAUACGUUUUUUUGAUCAUCCUGAAAUGUUGUGUGUAAAAAUACAAUGUGU